Drosophila kikkawai is the source of this 7164-nucleotide messenger RNA. RefSeq names its product Cadherin 86C (gene Cad86C). Gene Ontology annotation, biological process: multicellular organism development; homophilic cell-cell adhesion; cell morphogenesis. Gene Ontology annotation, cellular component: adherens junction; catenin complex; plasma membrane. The record is from RefSeq and is a predicted model, not a curated record. Gene Ontology annotation, molecular function: cadherin binding; calcium ion binding. NCBI's taxonomy places the organism in Eukaryota, Metazoa, Arthropoda, Insecta, Diptera, Drosophilidae.
GCUAAACAACAAACCCGGAUCGGAUCGGAUAGGCUCAAGCGGUGAUCGCGAUCGAGAUCGGCAUCGGCAUCGGUAUCGGGAUCGAGAUAUAAUUGCAGCAAUUUAAUGCGGACGCUGUACCGCAUACUUUGUCGUUUGCAAUCGGAGACUUUGUGAACAAAGAACGUUUAAGAAAUUCGCAAAGUUCCCCAAAUAAUCGGCUUCGGUAUUGAAUUUCGAAAAACAAAAAAAAAAGAAGAGAAGAAAUCGUUUCCUAGUAGUGAGUGACAGGUCUCUGGCUGGCCGGGAUCCCCAUUAAUUUCGAACCGAUCUGAUCGACUUUGAUCUAAUCCGAAGGCAAGGUCGUUCGGGGUCCAUUCAAGCGAAGCCACAAAUUGGCCAUUUGAGCGGCUUAGAAAAACACGGAUCGAUUUCGAUUUCGCGUUCAGCUUCGGCUUCGGUUUCUGCUCUCCGAAACGAAAUUUAUUGAAGACGUGCUGGAUGCGGAAGGACUGAAAAAAAACAAAAUGUGCUUACUAAGCCAAUGUGCCAGCGAUGCCUCCGACUAUUAAUAUUCAGUGCGGGUCCCAAAAAAUGUCAAUCACUUGAUUACGAACGACAAACAAACAAAAUCAGUGGAGUGCUCGAAUUCGGGUUGCAUAAAUAAGGCGACCGACCACAUGGAAAGUUAAAAUUAAGAGUCAGACUGUGAAGAUACGACCAUUUUUCUCCGGAGUUCACAUCGCAGCUCGUUUUAACCAUUCAAAAGAAAUGGCUUCCUCUAGUAGCAGUCAGCCGGAGCAGAGCCGGUCACAUGCCAUCCCGCUAUGCCGCCUGGGAACGGAGCCGAGCAGCCGGACGACGGCUGAGGCGGAGGAGCCCAGCGAGCGGCGGGAGUGCUACUACUACAGCCCGACCACCUCCCCGCAUCGCCAUCAUCGUCAUCCUAGGCAUCACCAUCAUCAUCAUCAUCAUCAUCAUCACCAGAGCCAGCAGAUGCACGGAUGGCCAUCGCGGCUGGGUCCCUGGAUCGGACCCUGGCUGGGCGCAAUGACCGCCUAUCGGCUGCUGACAAUCAGCCUCCUAAUUGGCAUUCUGUGUCCACAUCACGUCCAGGGAGCGGACCCCAAGUUCGAUCCAACCACGCGCAUGCGCCUGGUGCUGGUGCCGGCGGACGCACAGGUCAACUCGGUAAUCUACAGGUUGCGUGCCACCGACGAGGAGUUCGACUAUCCGCUGACCUUCGAGUUCGUGGGCGAUGCCAGCGCCUCCACGGUCAAGGUAGAAUCGCUGCCCUGCACAAAGUACAACUCGGUGUGCCAGGCGAAUAUCGUGCUGCAGCGGAGGCUGGAGCCCGGACGCUACUAUGACUUCCAGGUCUCGGUGAAGGACACCAAGGGCGGCAUGACCACGCAGCUCUGCUCAAUUACGGCCACCAACUUCACCACGCCGCACGACCUCAUCUUUCCGCACAAGCCCGGCAUCAUAAUGAUACCCGAGGAUGCUAAACGCGGCACGGAAUUGGAUUACGUAAUUGCCCGCAAGAAUCCACUGUUCCAGAAACCAGUCUACCUCGAGUUAUGGGGUUCUCCGCUGUUUGCCAUAAGACAGAAAAUCGUAUCUUCCGAGACCACAGAAGGCACUGUUUUCCUCCUAGGACCAUUAGACUUUGAAAAGCAAGCCAUGUACCAUCUAACUAUACUAGCCAACGAUGCCUAUGCCGAACCUGGUCAAGACAGUCGCAAUAUAGCAGGCAUGGAGAUAGUAGUCAUCGUCCAGGAUGUCCAGGACCAGCCGCCAGUGUUCACUUCCGCUCCGCCAGUCACCAAAUUGCCACCGGGCAUACUGCCAGGAGAUAAGAUACUGCAAGUGCAUGCCGAGGAUGGCGACAAGGGAAAUCCCCGGGAAGUUCGCUAUGGCUUGGUCUCCGAGAACAAUCCAUUUACAUCGUUUUUCGACAUUAACGAAACCAGCGGUGAGAUCUUCCUGAUGCGACCCCUCGAGGACAUUGCCUUCAUCACGCAUGUGGGUGAUCCGGUGCUGCUCACCGUAAUUGCGGAAGAGGUUAAGGUGGGUCGUGACGAGCCGCCCGCACUGGCCUCCACGGUCCAAUUGGCGUUCUUUCUGCCCGAUCGCACCAAUUCGCCGCCGUACUUCGAGAACGAUCACUACGUCUCGAGGGUGGACGAGAACGCCCCGCAAGGCACCGCUCUGACGUUCGUUGAUCCCUACGUGCCGCGGGUCUACGACGAUGAUACGGGCAAGAACGGCGUCUUCUCGCUGACGCUGCUCAACAACAACGGCACGUUUGAGAUCUCGCCGAAUGUGGCGGAACGGAGCGCCGGAUUCCUCAUCCGGGUACGGGACAACUCUCUACUGGACUUUGAGCAGCGCCACUCGGUGCAGUUUCAGGUGCUGGCCCAGGAAUUGGGACCGGCCACCAAUCUCUCGGCUCUGGUCAACGUCACUGUGUAUAUCAACGAUGUGAACGAUAAUGCUCCUGUUUUCGAGAUGCCCGCCUACUCCGUGGAGCUCCCUGAGAAUAUGACAGCGGGCACAAAGGUGGUACAGGUCCUAGCCACCGAUCCGGACUCGGGUCUGGGCGGCAAGGUGCGCUAUACGGGCAUCCUGGGCUACCUAAACACCUCGCUUAACCUGGAUGCGGAGACAGGCCUGAUUACGGUGUCCACCAACAAGCACGGCUUCGAUAGGGAGGUGAUGCCCGAGUACCAUCUUUACGUGGAGGCACGGGACAUGGAUGGCGAGGGCAACCGAGCUCAGGUGCCUUUGAUUAUCAAGCUCAUCGAUGUCAACGAUGAAACGCCCAUCUUCGACAAGGAUCUAUACGAGUUCAUUCUCGCUCCCGACCUGCUGGGCUUCACCACCACCGCGGUGAUCCAUGCCGAGGACAAGGAUGCCACUGCUCCGAACAACGAGGUGCGCUACGAGAUCAUCAAUGGGAACUACGACAAUCAGUUUGUCCUGGACAAGGUAUCCGGUGAACUGACCGUCAAGGAGAGGAUUCACCUGCGGUCUAAGAAGAAUGCCAAGACGAGAAGACGUCGCCAGACGGGCUCGGACGAAGAAGACACCGAUAUAUUCAUCCUAACCGCCAGAGCAUACGAUCUAGGCGUGCCUGUGCGCUUCUCCACCACCACGAUCCGCAUUUAUCCACCGGAGAGCCGCAAGCGAACGGUCACCUUUGUGGUGCCGGGCCACCAUCCAGACAAGGCCAAGACCGAGGAGACGCUCUCAGCCAUCACGGGCGGCAAGGUAUAUAUCCACAACAUGCGACCAUUGAGACCCGAUGAGCCCGGUGCCAAGGACAUACCAGCGGGAAAUUCGGGUGUCAAGGAGCGCAGCGUAGUCACUGCCACUGUAAUAUACGACAGCUCCUCGGUGGUGGACAUAUCAGAGAUACAGCAACGACUCUCGCAGCACAAUAACUCGUAUGCCAUCAUGCCGCAGGACACUUCCUCCACGGACACUCUCACCCCCUUGCAGACCCAAUACAAGGCGGAGAACAAGGUGCUCUUCUGGUUGCUCAUCCUGCUGGCCACUCUGGUGGCUCUGACCAUCCUGAUCCUGCUGCUCUGCUGCAUCUGCUCCUGGUGUCCCCUAUACGGGGCGGCGACCAAAAGAAUAGUUAAUAUCAGUAGAACUGAAGACGAUGUGCAUCUAGUGCAUAGGGAAAUGGCAAAUGGAAAACAUACAAAAUCUGUUCAGGUCGCCGAGUGGAUGGGAAGACGCGAUGCCUGGUCAGCGGAGAAACCUCCCGAUACCCGAACGAAGCCCACCCGCUGGGAGUUCCACGAUGGACGUGAGCAGCUUGACGAAAACGUAGGUCGGAGCCAGGACAUCGGCGAGGGGCGUCACGUCCAGUCGGCCGAGGAGCAGCAGCGACGCGUUCGCAUCAAGAAUAACCGCACAGCCAAAGACGAUCUUCAUCUUAGUUUCCAUAACUCUAGGACUAAUCUAAUUAACGACCGCGACGUCUACAUGGAGGAUGUGAUUGAGAACCGCGAUCUGGCUGACGAACGGGAGCACAUUUCCAGGACACGGGUCAACCGGCAGGAGUACGCCCGGAGGAAGCACUACGACUCGGAGGUCCGCAUCGACGAUGAUUCCAUGCGGAGGCACGAGAUCGACCGAGGCAGCGACAUCGACUUCAACACGGCACAGAACAACAGUCUCAAGAGCAAGCGUGAAUUGUUUAUCAAGGAUGGAAAUGUGGAGAUUUUGCAACUGAUGACCAGGGAUAAGACGAGGGAUGGCCUGAAUCUGGAUGACGACAAUAUCUAUGUGAACGUUCCCCUGAAGCCGGCGGGCAAUCUCUCCCAUCCGCAGCUCCUGAUGGUGGAUAACACCGGCAAGGAGAUCCUGAUGCGCAGGUUCAUCGAAGAGCAGCCGGAUGGCAAGCAAAUCAUAAGGGAACACUACCAGAUCGUUCCCGGGGCCACAUACAUUCAGUCCAUGCCCAAUGAGGUGCAGCAGGGAUCGACCCUGAAGGGAGACACUUUUCCGUUGGGCAAGUCGGGGCCAAACAGCAUAGUUUACUCCCAGCUGGAGCCGGAGGUGAAGGUCAUCCACACGCAGCCUGUCCAAGCGACCGAGGGCAUGUCCUUGGAGCAGCAGUUGCAGCCAGCGGUGUCCAAUCAAUCCCUCACCCACGAACUGGAGCACUCCCUGAAGCAACAGAACGCUCUUCUCAGACAGAUUCUCCUUGAGAAGGAGAAGCUGGAGAAUGCCUACACUCAACACGAGGUAGCUCUGGAAACCCAAAGUCUUCCCGGACAGUCGAUGGCCAUAGGAACCCAGACGGAUUGCGAUGCUGGAACUCAGACCGAAGGCCUGGACACCUUGGAUGCCGAGAUUCAUCAGGCGAAACCCUCGCGCCGGAGAGCUCGAAGCGAGAACGACGAGUCCAUGUCUGAGGAUGGCUACGAGUAUGUGCGCUUCAAUCCACCAAACAGUCCCGAGGGCGUCUACUGGAUAAAGCGACGGAGGACAAAGAAGCGCCCGAGACAACCGCGCAAGAGGAUCGUGAUGGUGGAGGAGGUGAAACGCAAGAUCCGCACACCCAUCAAGGAGGAGGAGGAGCUGCACGAACGGAAGAAGCGUGUGCCUCCAAAGAAACCGCUGAGGGAAACCAAGACUAGCAUUCUGCGCAAGCAGCUGAGUGACGAAAGCCGAAAGGACAAUGCGAGGAAUGGAGAAUCGCAAACCGGCGGCAGCCGUCACCGAUCAGAGGCCGAGGCCAGGAGUCGUGAGCUGCUCAUGGAAAUAACCGAUUCCAUGGAUGAGAUGGCCAGUCCCGGAUCGCACAGCAUCCGAAAGAUCCAGGUGGAGAAGUAUUACAAGCACUCCGAUGGCGACUUCGACGAGGACGACACUGAGUACUCCAUCGACUCGGAUGGGGAUGAGAUCGUGAUCAGGUCCAACUAUCCCAGUCGAGGGCAGGAGAACGAAAGGUACAGGAGAGAGGAACGGGUCUAUGCGGAGCCAGAGGAACCGAAGGGGCACAAGAGGCAGAGUCACCACAGAAAGCCAUCGCCCACCGAUUCUCAGCCAGAAGCCAAACCGCGGAUAUCGAGGCGCGACAGCUCCAAGCGGGGCUCCAGGAAGCAAACGUCCUCGGAACCUCCACACAACCGGCUGUCCAUCUCCAAGUAUGAGUCAACGGUCAGCGAGAACGGCAGGAAGCUGACAUCCACCUCCACGGAAAUAGUGGGCUCCAAGCGAUCCCUCACCGAUCGGAGUUACCAGAGUGAGACAGAGUUGGCCGCCCUCGAACACGAGCAUGAGCCCGAACCCGAGGAACGGAAUGUGCCCAAGUACAUGGAGUGGUACUACAACAAAAAGAAGACCUCGGUGAGUGGACGCACCUCAACGGAGUCAUCAAAGUCGCAGCCGUCCAGCAAGAAGAAGGUGGCUGCUUCCGAGAAGCGCGUCUCCAAGACUCGCAUAACAGUGCAUCCCAAGGACUUUGAGGAGGAUGAGGAUGCUGGUGGACGGUACAAGCCUGAGCCCGCUCCCCGAAAGUCCCCUCCAAAGGGCAGUCGCCUGCUGAAGGAGGACCGCGCUCUGAACAAGCAGCACAAACCAAAAAUCGAGACUGACACGAAUCACCCGCUUCUCCAGCACUCAGAGCAUCGCUUCGAGCGUGAAAACGCCCUAGAGGUGCCAACCGCACCCACCAAGCUGCCCCACUACAUGUAUCCGGAGACGCCGCCGCAUGCGGCUGCGGCCAGCAAGGAUGCCACCAAGUCCGCCAAGGAGCUCAAGCCCAAGCCAUCACCCAUCAGGGAAAACGAAGUCAAGGUUUCCAACUCAAAGAUCUACGUGGAGAGUCGCGGACCGGGUAAUCCCUCGCAGAAACAGCUGAACGCCUCGACCCUGGAGGAUGACCACGACUCCGGAAUUGCCAUGAACUCACUGCUCAACAGCCUGGGACGUCGCAAUCCCAUUGCCGAGAAGAAGAGCGUAUUCUCCAUCGCCUACGACGACGUCAGCCGGGUGAAGAAGAUCAACUCGGGCGGCGAGUCGCCGCAGUACUAGUAGCGAUCCACUCCAAACCCUUCAAAGGAACAAUCAUAUGUGAUAGCCUCCAAGGCUCCCUACCUGCGAAUCAUCGAACCAAUAUCUGCAAUACUGUAUCAUAUACACCCAAAGCCAGCCUGUUACCCCAUUCGUAGUCUACGGGACGUUGAGAAAUGUUCAACUCGUUUCUGUGCACCGAAAACACACAACAUACGUUAGGAUCCGGUUAGGAUUGCCGCCUUCAUUGUAACCAUAAGCCGACAGAUGUAGUUCAAAGUUUUAUAUUUAACAAUACACCUAGAGUCUAGGAGAGUGGCGUAAGCUCCAUGCCACACCAAUGUAUUCAACUCUAUCCUAUACGCAUUAUGUAGCCGACCCUAUGUACGACCAAAAUUGUUAAGGAUAUUUAUACGGUUAACGUUUAGUGUGUCUUCUUGUACAUAUCACGCACAAGUCAUUGCAAGUGCUAUCCUACCAGAAACUUGUGCAAAUGUGUAUGUACAUAAGCUAAUGUAUACUUUGCAGUCGAAUGAACAAAUGCCUGCCAUAUUGAAAACACUUGCAAAUAUAAUCUAAUAAAUCAGUAUCGAAUUAAUGUACAUAUUCUAAGGAUAAGCUUAUGCAAAUAAAACAAAUUAAUCCCAA